GACGAUAAAUUACAGUUUACGUAUCAAUAGACGCAAAUACACACACACACAGGAUGAAUCGCGCGUUCGUUUCAGUUGUGAUAUUUUUAUCAUUACACUUGUCACGAGCUACACCUCUUGGUCAUGUAACAUCAAAGGAUAAUGGAAAAAUAUUUUUUAAAAGAACAUUAGUUAAUUACCAGGAUGAAAUUACGUCAUUAAAAAACAAUAUUGCCGCUUUAGAAGAGAGAGUUACUAAAUUAGAGACGGGAAAAGCUUCUCAUGUUAUGUUAUCGAAUCAAGUUGAAAAUAUUGGCAGUGGAAUCGACGAGAAUCAUAAAAUAAGUAAAAGGGCAAUUUAUCGCCGAAGAAAAAUUUUCAGACGAGAAGUUGCAUUUCAUGCGACACUUACGAAACCCUCUGCUACGGUUAAAAUGUUAGAAAAUAUAGUCUUCAGCAAUGUCAUAACAAACAUCGGCCACGCAUACAACCAUCAUACUGGGGUAUUCACUGCACCUAUACAUGGAACUUAUACGUUUAACACAAACAUUGUUGCAGAAAGAGGACAUUAUAUUGAAGCAAGUAUUGUCCGUAAUGGUGAAGUGGCUGUUUCAGCAAUCAGUGAUCAUAGAUUUUCACAAGAUGGAAAGCAUUUUACCACGUGGGAUCAAGGAAACGCAGUCGCGAUUUUAAGAUUAAAUAAAGGGGACAAAGUGGCCGUGGCAUUACAAUGGCCUGAGGGAAGCCAUGCUAUACACGGUAGAGGAAAAUCAAGUUUCUCUGGAUAUCUACUGAGAUAGGACAAACUGUAAUUUGAAGUUUAUCAUGACUAUAGAUAUGCCCGAUUUAUACACGGACGUUAUCGGUUAGACAGCAAAAAGGUUAAAGAACACCAUGUGGGACAAUUAGACACUAUAACAAUCGGUGGUACGGAGAGAACGUCUAAUUAUUUAUAGAUAUUGAUCCAGAUAUCAAAAAAUGAAACGGGGAUAAAAAGAAAGCGAUCUUAUAGACAACUGUUCGGGAUAGAUGGUUGUUAAGAUACGUACCAAGCUUACAAAAUAUACAAACAAAAAAUGACUAAAAAGUUUAAAUGAAUAAAGAUAAUAUAGAGAAUAGAAUCCAGUAUGUUAAAAUCAGUACAAGCAAAAUUUAGUGAAUAUUACAUUAGAUGUUCUAAAUGUGAAAAGAUGCAUUCGACUGACAUUUGAUUUAUUCAGCAAUAGAACGUAUUUAUCAUUUUAGCAAUUUAUGUUUAUUGUGAUAUUCAUUUUAUAGUUUAAUAGUCAUUUUAUUUUAAAGAUCUCGAAUGUUUUCUAUAUGGUAUUUAUAUACAUUUAUUUAUCACUAUUAUAAACCUGUGCAAUAAUAUAUUAUUGUUGAUAUUGCAUGCAUCGUUUAAUACAGUAGUGUACAUUGUAUAAUGUUAUAGUGUUUUUGGCAUACCUAUAUAGUACUUUAAUGCGUUACGUGCCAAACUAUUUUAGUGCAGUUGAUAUACUAGUAAUUGCUUUGAUUUAUACAUAAUUUAAUGAGUUAUAUUUGAAUAAGCUUUUAUUUAAUGACAGGAUUCUGAAUUUUAUUUUAUUUGUUAGUUUAACAUAUUCUGUAUAAUAAAUGACUCAUUUAGAUUAACGUAUAUGUUUGUGUUAUAUUCUAAAUCAUGUCAGAACAUAAUAGUUUGUAUAACGAUCUGCCGGAAUAACUUGUGAGUUCAUGAUCAUUGUGUUGCGUUAGUAAUCAAUAUAAUUUCUAGUUUUUAAAACGUGCAUUGAGAUUUUUUUGUUUCUGUAAACAAUGUUUGUUGAGUGUAGAUGUUUUACUAAAUUUAUUGAACGAAUUGAA
This is a messenger RNA of Ruditapes philippinarum (Manila clam), 1824 nucleotides long. RefSeq names its product complement C1q-like protein 4. NCBI's taxonomy places the organism in Eukaryota, Metazoa, Mollusca, Bivalvia, Venerida, Veneridae. The record is from RefSeq and is a predicted model, not a curated record. Gene Ontology annotation, molecular function: protein binding. The transcript has 2 exons. The coding region runs from base 54 to 779 and encodes 241 amino acids.